Messenger RNA from Aquila chrysaetos chrysaetos, 3144 nucleotides. Its product is annotated as 5-beta-cholestane-3-alpha,7-alpha-diol 12-alpha-hydroxylase. The record is from RefSeq and is a predicted model, not a curated record. The coding region runs from base 47 to 1579 and encodes 510 amino acids. Gene Ontology annotation, molecular function: sterol 12-alpha-hydroxylase activity; iron ion binding; heme binding. The transcript has a single exon. Lineage: Eukaryota; Metazoa; Chordata; Aves; Accipitriformes; Accipitridae.
CCCAAUCUAGCUCUAGUCCGAGCUCCUGGACGGGCACAGAGCUCUCAUGGCGCUCUGGGUGGUUCUCCUCUGUACCUUGAUAGCAUCGCUGCUUGGUGGGCUCUACCUCCUGGGCAUGUUUCGGAGACGGAGACCCGAUGAGCCGCCUCUGGACAAAGGUACCAUUCCCUGGCUGGGUUACGUGCUGGAUUUCAGAAAGGACAGUUCAGAGUUUCUCAAAAGGAUGCAGAGAAAACACGGGGAUAUUUUCACGGUGCUGAUCGGAGGCUAUUACUUCACCUUUGUGAUGGACCCUUUCUGCUUCGGAGCCAUCACGAAGGAAUCACGAUCUAAACUAGACUUCAGGACUUUUGCAUCUAAACUGGUCCAGCAAGUUUUUGGCUACAAGCCCAUCGAAGCCAGCCAUAGCAUAAUUCAUGCAUCGAGCACGAAGCAUCUGAUGGGAGACGGACUCACUGUCAUGACACAAGCCACCCUGGAGAACUUUCAGAAGCUGAUGUUUUUCAAUCUGAGCUCGGGAGAGGAGAAGCGAGUGUGGCAAGAGGACAGCCUCUUCCACUACUGCUACAACAUCGUCUUCAGAGCCGGGUACCUGGCUCUGUAUGGCAGUGAGCCACACCAAGGGGCAGAUAACAAGGAGAAAGCUAUUGAGCAAGAUCGCAUCCACUCCAACCAGGUGUUCUACGAGUUUCGGAAGUAUGACCGGCUCUUUCCUCGCCUGGCCAGUGCUGUGUUACCUCCCAAGGAAAAAAUAGAAGCUGAACGGCUGAAGAGGCUCUUCUGGAGCACACUGGCCGUGAAGAAGACCUGGCAGAAGGACAAUAUCAGUGGGUGGAUAAGGGAUCAAGAGCAGCUUCUGGCAGAAAAUGGUGUCCCCGAGUAUAUGCGGGAUCGUUUCAUGUUUGUGCUCCUCUGGGCAUCCCAAGGCAAUACGGGCCCAACUGCCUUCUGGCUCCUUUUGUAUCUAAUGAAACAUCCAGAAGCUAUGAAGGCUCUGAAGGAUGAGGUAGAUAAAGUCUCAAGGGAGAACGGCCAGGAAAUGAAGCCAGGCAGCCCACCAGUUAACAUCACUAGGGACAUGUUAAACCAGACUCCUCUUCUGGACAGUGCUCUGGAAGAGACCCUGAGGCUGGUUGCAGCCCCAAUACUGGUCAGAGCUGUCCUCCAGGACACCAGCCUUAAGAUGAGCAGCGGGACAGAGUACACUCUCCGCAAAGGAGACAGGGUGGCUCUGUUCCCACAUGUGUCUGUGCAGAUGAACCCAGAAAUUCACCCCGAUCCUCACGAGUUUAAGUACGACCGCUUCAUAAACCCAGACGGCACCAAGAAAGAUUUCUACAAAAAUGGGAAGAGGCUGAAAUACUUCAACAUGCCUUGGGGGGCAGGAGUAUCCAUCUGUCCCGGGCGGUUCUUCGCUGCCACUGAAAUGAAACUGUUUGUGUUCUUGAUGCUGAGUUACUAUGACCUGGAGCUGGUCAACAGAGAAGAGGAGAUCCCGGCGAUAGACGUCAGCCGCUGGGGAUUUGGGACGAUGCACCCUGUUCGCGACGUUCAGUUCAGAUACCGGCUACGCUUUUAAUUUGGGAAGUCCUUGUUGCAUUGAUUGUUCUGCUGUUAUCUUUGAAAUAAGUUGCGUGAUCUCAUGGUUAUCAGAUCUGUGCGGGAUCCAAGGUUGAUAUGAUCUUGUUUGCUUAACCAUUAUCGUGGGUUUUCUCUUAUGUCCUUCACAUGUAUCGCUGCUCUGCAUCUCUGGUUAUUGUGGUGUUGGGUUAUCUGAUAAAAGCUCACCUGCAUACCCUCAAAGGAGCGCAGAGAGACAAAUAGUACCCUGCCAGCCUACUUCCAGACCAUCACAGGGGCCAUCAGCCCAUCUGCACAAGCCCAGAGGAGCACAGGGGCAUAUUGGCAGGUGGGAAUCCAAAUGAAGGACUUCCAAGGAACGAGCGUUUUGUCCAGGUCCCUCCCAGGACUGUCCCAGCAGAGCCAUCAGCCCGACGGUCCCGGCGUGAGACCUGUGGAGAGGUGUCAUUGGGAGCAGCUCUCUGGAUCACCAUCUGCGCUAAGGGGGAUUGCUGUCAAGGGAGGGGGGACAUCUUAUGGCGUGCAGGGAAGAGCAUUUUGGGAUUGCACAGGAUUUAUGGUGGGAUGGUUAGGGGAGGAACCAAAGGUGGGAAAAAGGAGGGGUUUAGGUGAUUUGGGGAGAAAAAUAGAGGGGUAAGUGGAUAAAAAGGGCUGGGGGUGUGUAAAUAGGCAGCUGGUCCAGACACUUGUCUGGUCACACCCCGCACCCAAUGAGCACAGUCUGUCCUAUUGUCUUAUUAAAUUCCUUUCCUUAAAUUCAAGACCGUGAGUCAGAGGGCCCGUGUGUCCGUGGUGCCGGCAGCUGGCACCAGUGUGCAAGUGGGUGUGCAAGCAAAGAUCAGGCCAGAUGAGCUGGCAAAUAAGUGAGGUGGCCUUGGAGCCUGGGGGUGAGCCCGGCUGCACGCCAGCAUUGGGACUGCGUUAUUUUGUUAUCAGCUCCUUACCAACUGUCGUGGUUUAACUCUAUCCCAGCCAAAACCAGCACACUGGCACAUUUAUUUUCGGCAUGAAGUAUCAUUGGCAGGGUGGCAUCAGCUUGUAGUAAACACCCGAAAGGUCAGAGAACAGCAAAUGUCCUCUCCAGAGAUGUAAGAAUUUCCACAGUGUUUUCAAAUUGUCUUGUCUAUAGUCCCCUUCUUGUAUCUGAUGAGAUCCCCAAAGGGAGCAGAGGUGGGAUGUACUGAGCAAGAACAGCAACAGCUCCUUCCCCCUUCACGUUUAAGAAAAGGACAGGUCUUGCCAAUCUCAUUUACCAUGUCAGUGGGAGGAGAAGGGAGUUGCAAACACCACUAAUAACGUACAGUAGCAUUUUUAUAUAUGUAUGCGAGUUAGGCAUGCAUGUGGUCACCUGCCUUUCCAGGGCUGCAGGAGGUUGUGCAUUCAAGCCCUGUGUCUUCUGUACAGUUUCUGGGGAUAAAAAAAAGCUGUCUGUGUGUGUCUGGAUUCAACCCACCGACUGUAACACAGCUGGAGCGUGGGUACAUACAGCUGAGCCAGGAUCCCCUGCAGCACCAAACCAGCUCCCUGCUUUAACCCAAAUAAAUCAUUGCUUAAGCCCCGAAA